Molecule: messenger RNA, 364 nt
Organism: Drosophila teissieri
Lineage: Eukaryota; Metazoa; Arthropoda; Insecta; Diptera; Drosophilidae
Exons: 2
Coding region: 38-364 (108 amino acids)
Source: RefSeq, a predicted model, not a curated record
ACAUGCAGGAAAGUUCAAGCCAAAAGGCAUUGAAUGCAUGAUGAUAGGGUAUUCAACAACAGCGAAGGCCUACAGAUUAAUGCCCAUUGGAUCGAACCAGAUAAUCGAAAGUAGAGACGUCGUUUUUCUAGAGGAAACUAUAGGGUAUCCGAAGAAUGGAAACAGCGAGAACGAGACGGCACUUAUUGACGAAAUUGGAGUUGAUUGUUCGCAGAUUUUGGCAGUGGACAACAACAAAGAAGGUGCAGAGGUGCUCGAGGAAGAGCAAAUUGACAGCGAGGUAAACCGAUUCACGGCUACGUCGACGCAGAUUGGGCAAAUGACACAUCGGAUCGUAAAUCCUACAGUGGAUAUGUCUUCAUAA